Messenger RNA from Trichobilharzia regenti, 938 nucleotides. NCBI's taxonomy places the organism in Eukaryota, Metazoa, Platyhelminthes, Trematoda, Strigeidida, Schistosomatidae. The record is from the annotation of a GenBank genome assembly.
AUUCCUUAUCUACAGACAGUAUUGACGACUGUGUCACAUAUACACUUUGUGAUCUGUAUUUAAGUGAUAAUAAAGAAAAGAUGAAGAAAUUGCGUACGGGUCUAAUAUUGGAAACAGACUAUGACAAGUUAGCUGAACAUGUUAAAAAUAUGGAAGAUUGCUGUUCACAACUUAAGUUACUGGUUAGUAUACUUUCACUAAUUUUUUUUUAAAUUUUACACUGUCGAAAAUAAUUUCACUGUUCUCAUUUUGUAUUUAUAAUUGAUCAGGAUCAUUUAAGUGAACCUUUCUUUAGCAGUUUCUCUCUGUCGUCUUACAUAAAGCAUAGUUAAACUGAGAAGAAAGUACCAAUCCUUUGCUUUCAUAUUUCUGUAUCGGUAAUGUAUUCAUGGCCUCUACAUUUGGUGAAGUCGCAUUGUACUAUGCUACGUUUGUAAAUACACUUCUAUGUAUCAUGCGUAACACGGGGGUUGUUUUAUAACUUACCUUAUAAAACUGCCGUCUUGUUUUGCAUAAAGAUGCCAAAUUGAUUGUAUCCAAGAUGUGAGUGUAUUGAUUCUAAAAGAUAACAGACUUGUUCACCUCUCACACACAUUUAACGUGACUGUUUAUCGUGUAUUCGUGUAGUAGUUUAGCUGAGCCUAGGGGAAUGAAAGCAUCUAUUUCUGUUGAUUCAAGUAGACAAUAUUGGUCGUCAUACUUAGUUAAAUAUUUUGAAGAAAUUAGUCCCCUUAUCCCCAGUUGAUGUGUGUUUUACUAGUGAAAAAAAAGAAGAAAAUCACUAGUUGAGAAAUUUAGGCAAUACAAUUUCUAUUCAAUGUUUGUUGCAUAGAUGAGUCUGUGCCUGAUUUUUACACCAUAUUCAGAACACUGUUGUCAUUCUCUUAGAGUUUCAGUGAAACAUAAGGCUUUAACAUCACAUCUCCAUUUCAUCCUGU